GCUCAGCUGGGUCCUCGUUCUUCUGGUGUGGGUUGAAGCCGGAGGAGUGUGGUGGCGUCUCUGUUUGAUAAAUACGUUUAAUUUCAAAAUGUAUUACAAAAUCAGCGGAGUGACGGGGAAACUGACGGGAUCCACACCGGCCAGCGCCUACUUCCCCCAGGGGCUCAAACCUACCGUGCCCUCACAACCCACCCCAAUGAUCUUUGCCUUACCCACCAAGGUGGUGUCAGAAGCAGGACCUACAGCUGAGUAUAUGGGCGCUAACAAGGUCCCUGAGCUGCAAAAGAUCUUUCAGAAAGCUGAUGGUGUGCCAAUUCACUUGAAGCGUGGAGUCAUAGACCGGCUACUAUACAGGACUACGAUGGGCCUGACAAUUGGAGGAACCUUGUAUUGCCUUGUGGCCCUGUAUUUUGCUGCUCAGCCCAGAAAAGUCGAGUAACCUGAAUAACCUUCCACCUGGAGCAACAAAAAGGACCAUUUAAGACUGUAUUCCCAAAGACAGUUUGCAUAAUUGCUUUGUUUCUGCAAUAUUUUUUCACCUCCCGUUAACCCAUAAUUUAUAUGGCCCUCGAGGGUUUGCAAGUACAUCUUUUAGAAACAGGUGAAAUAAGAAGCAACAGCUAAGAUCAUCACAACUGUAAGAAUGAAUCAGUUCAGGGAACAUAGGGAUAAGAAAAUGGGGAUGUGUUAGUCAACAAACCACAGUGCUAGUUUGCUUGUGUACACAAGCGCUUGCAAUGACUACAGAGUGCAAUGUGAAAUAAAUGGGAACUGUGCCAGCAGUUUUCAUGUGUUCAAAAAAUUCUUGGACAGGUUUUCUGUUGUUUUGUUACCAAAGGCGUACACUUAUAACAUCCAAUUACGCAAUCUCUGUCUCACCGAAGAACAAAAUGUCCUUUUCAGAUGCUUCUAUGUUGACACGCUAUUUACAUGGCCAUAAAUCUGUAAUCGUGUGUAAUUUGACUGUGAAUGAGGUUCUUGUAACUUUUCUUCUUAAAAUAAAUAUAUUUUGAUCGUUUAAAAAAAAAAAAAAAAAGGAAUAGUUUGAGUGUAAGUAGUUCUCAUUUGAUCUGGAAGUUAUAACGCAGUAUAAUACAAUAUGGUACUGUUUACAAUUUAAUGCCAUUUUCACUCAAAAUAUGACUCCCCCUGUAGCCCCUCCUCCCCCUGCUAAUCACUCACUCACUGUGACAGAAACAGCUCCUUUCACUUUUCAGACCCCUUUAGCGACUUAAAAAAAAAUUAAAUUAAAAAAAAAAAAAAAAACACCUGGUGACAAAGCUAUAGAUUUUUUUUCUUCCCUCCUUUCCUCUUCUUGUGCAAACCUUGGCAACUUCCCGUAGAAGAGUGGGCAGUACUGCCCUGCGAGUCCCCCCAAGACCUGUCUCUCUCUCUCUCUCUCUCUCUCUCUGUGUGUGUGUGUGUGUGUGUGUGUGUUCAGAGAGAGGAGCAGCACAUUCAGUCGCUUCUACCUUUCUAUCUGAGUGAUUUUUACAUGUAAAUAUAGCUGAAAUCACAGCACAGCCAUUGUCUUUAAUGUAUGAUGAUUUUUCACUAUUUCAUACUCGUUCUGCUUUCUUGAAACAGAAAAUAUGUAAAUCAGAACUGCUUUGUCGGGAAUUCAGCUGUAUUAAAAUACUGUGAGAACAGAGUAGUGAAUGAAUACGUAAUGGAUAUGCUAAUUAGCACAUGACAUCAUCUAGUGACAUUUAGAGACUUUCCACUGAAAAUUGUUGGAACAGUGCUCCUGGCAGUCAUCUGGAGUAUACUGACGUUAUGGUGAAGAUGAAGCAAUACCUGGGAAAUGCAGAUUUAGUCCAGCAUGGCUGGAAAAGGCAAAAUAUUAAAAACUGGUUAUGUUUUAUUA
Messenger RNA from Ictalurus punctatus (channel catfish), 1867 nucleotides. RefSeq names its product cytochrome c oxidase subunit 7A-related protein, mitochondrial. Gene Ontology annotation, biological process: mitochondrial respirasome assembly; mitochondrial electron transport, cytochrome c to oxygen; regulation of oxidative phosphorylation. The record is from RefSeq and is a predicted model, not a curated record. The transcript is spliced from 3 exons. The coding region runs from base 89 to 439 and encodes 116 amino acids. Lineage: Eukaryota; Metazoa; Chordata; Actinopteri; Siluriformes; Ictaluridae.